UGGAGAGCCACGUGAAGUACAGUGCACUGGCAUUUCAAUUUUCCCCGCGUAGUGGAGAAUUCUAAAGCCAGCUGCGCAGAUGGUAUUGUGGAUAGUCAAGAAGAUGGCACUCACUCCCGCGGAAACAAAGCUGUAGACUUAAGCCCACAGUAUGUGAGCCAGCCCACAGCUGGAUGCGAGAAUGGCCCUCGCGGUUGCCACGAAGCUGUUGUUUGCAGCUACCGUGGCUUUCGCUGUGGGCACGGUGCAUGGGAUAGUGCCUCCCCCGGUGGCCGAGACCGAGUUUGCGGACGAGGUCAAGUCCACAGACGAACGACAGGCAGUCGUCGGAAGUGAUGCCGAAGAUCCAGCUGUCGCUAUUUUAGAUAAACAGAAACCACUUGGUACUGCCCUGUUCGUUACUGGGGCAAACCUGGCAAGGAACAUAGUUGCAACCAAUCAGGAGAAAAAGGGAGGAUUCCACUUUGUCUGCGAGUGCGUUGAUGGGACCACAUCAGCCUUCCCGUCGAGAAACAACUAUGAUAAACUUUCGGACACGGAAAUUGGCACACUCCACAAUGAAGCAGAAAAAAACUGCGAUGUCGUUUGCGCGGAGUGCUGUGCCAGCACACGAAAUGCUGUCAUGCUGAAAGUCCACGAAAUCCACGGGGAAAUAGAAAAACCGACAAAGGCGAUGGUGUGCUGUUGCAACGGUAAGCGCUUCGACGGAUUCAAGUCGACGGUGGUGGGUGAAGGAAAGCAGCGGAGUGAAGCAGGACAACAGUGCGGAAGAAAGCAGGAUAUCGUCAACGCGUGCGGCGGUGCGCAUAACAUCAAAGCUAUGACAAAAAGUGACGCAGAGAAUUCGGCUGAGUGCUCAGGCGGCUUUGAUUGAUUCAGCGUGUCAGUGUAUAUUUAUCUUUUUUUUCCAUCCGGAGGGACUGGCAGCUCCGUUUCAAGCACUAAGUCGAUUGAUUGGCGACUGCUUUGUUGAUCGUCUAUGAUGUUGAACUUGAACAGACACCGUGCAUGGUGUGACAGUGAGCAAGCUCAUGGAGGAGCGAUGCCAAUUAAAUGAGGAUGUCUUCCGUUUCUGGGUGGCUCUCGUUGUUCAGUUUCGACAGGCUCGCUUAAUUUUUGGAAUGCAUGGGUGGCUUGUCGCCCAGCAAGUUUCACUAUAUGGGG
Amoebophrya sp. A120 is the source of this 1164-nucleotide messenger RNA. The record is from the annotation of a GenBank genome assembly. Lineage: Eukaryota; Dinophyceae; Syndiniales; Amoebophryaceae.